AUGGAGCCAGGCGAGCCUGUUCAGUGUCAGUUCUCAGUCCCCCUCUACCCCCAGAGGGUUGAGAGUGUUCGUCACAGAGUGGAUGGGCUCGCUGAUGUGGGAGGUGCCAGGCUGGCCAAGCUUAAUAAGCAACAAUUGCAGUUACUGAAAGAACGAUUCCAGGCCUUCCUCAACGGGGAAACCCAGAUCGUAGCUGAUGAAGCAUUUUUCAAUGCUGUCCGGAGUUACUAUGAGGUUUUUCUGAAGAGUGAUCGAGUGGCCAGAAUGGUUCAGAGUGGAGGAUGUUCUGCUAAUGACUUCAGAGAGGUGUUUAAGAAGAACAUCGAGAAACGUGUGCGGAGUUUGCCAGAAAUUGAUGGCUUAAGCAAAGAGACAGUGCUGAGCUCAUGGAUAGCCAAAUACGAUGCCAUUUACAGGGGUGAAGAGGACUUGUGUAAACAGCCAAGUAGGAUGACCCUCAGUGCUGUGUCUGAACUUAUUCUGAGCAAGGAACAGCUCUAUGAAAUGUUUCAGCAGAUUCUGGGUAUUAAGAAACUGGAGCACCAACUCCUUUAUAAUGCAUGUCAGUUGGAUAAUGCAGAUGAACAAGCAGCCCAGAUCAGGAGGGAACUUGAUGGCCGGUUGCAAUUGGCAGAGAAGAUGGCAAAGGAAAGAAAAUUCCCCAAAUUCAUAACAAAAGAAAUGGAGACUAUGUACAUAGAAGAGUUGCGAUCCUCAGUGAAUUUGCUAAUGGCCAACUUGGAAAGUCUUCCAGUUUCGAAAGGUGGUCCAGAGUUUAAACUACAGAAAUUAAAACGCUCCCAGAAUUCUGCAUUUUUGGACAUAGGAGAUGAGAGUGAGAUUCAGCUGUCCAAGUCUGACGUGGUGCUGUCGUUCACCUUAGAGAUUGUCAUAAUGGAAGUGCAAGGUUUGAAGUCAGUCGCUCCCAAUCGAAUUGUUUACUGCACAAUGGAAGUAGAAGGAGGAGAGAAACUGCAGACAGACCAGGCAGAAGCCUCAAGGCCACAAUGGGGAACUCAAGGAGAUUUCACCACCACCCAUCCCAGGCCCGUGGUCAAAGUGAAGCUCUUCACAGAAAGCACUGGCGUCCUGGCCCUUGAAGACAAAGAACUGGGAAGGGUGAUAUUGUACCCAACUUCCAAUAGCUCCAAGUCAGCGGAGUUGCACCAAAUGAUAGUUCCAAAAAAUAGCCAGGAUUCUGACUUAAAAAUCAAACUGGCAGUGCGAAUGGAUAAACCGCCACAUAUGAAACAUAGUGGGUAUCUGUAUGCCCUUGGACAGAAGGUUUGGAAAAGAUGGAAAAAACGUUACUUUGUUCUUGUUCAGGUCAGCCAGUACACCUUUGCCAUGUGCAGCUACAGAGAAAAAAAGUCUGAGCCGCAAGAAUUAAUGCAGCUUGAAGGAUACACUGUGGAUUAUACAGAUCCCCACCCAGGCCUUCAGGGUGGUCGCAUGUUCUUCAACGCUGUUAAAGAAGGAGACACUGUUAUAUUUGCCAGUGAUGAUGAGCAGGAUAGAAUAUUAUGGGUCCAAGCCAUGUAUAGGGCCACAGGUCAAUCUUAUAAACCCAUCCCUGCAAUUCAAACCCAGAAGCUGAAUCCUAAAGGAGGAACUCUUCAAGCAGAUGCUCAGCUUUAUGCAGACCGUUUUCAGAAACAUGGUAUGGAUGAGUUUAUUUCUGCAAACCCUUGCAAGCUUGACCACGCCUCCCUUUUCAGAAUACUCCAGAGGCAGACUUUGGAUCACAGACUGAAUGAUUCCUAUUCUUGCUUGGGUUGGUUUAGCCCUGGCCAGGUUUUUGUGUUGGAUGAGUACUGUGCCCGGUACGGUGUGCGAGGCUGCCACAGACACCUCUGCUACCUUGCAGAGCUGAUGGAACACUCAGAGAACGGUGCUGUCAUUGACCCAACCCUGCUCCAUUACAGCUUUGCAUUCUGCGCCUCUCAUGUGCACGGCAACAGGCCUCCAGUAUACGGAACCGUUGCAAUGGAAGAGCAUGAGUUCUUUGAGGAGAUUAAGAGAGGGUGACGUUCUUCCUUAGAAAAUCAGAUAAGCCAUUUCAGAUACUGCUUUCCCUUUGGACGACCUGAGGGUGCCCUGAAAGCUACACUGUCCUUACUUGAAAGGGUUUUAAUGAAAGAUAUUGCCACUCCCAUACCAGCAGAAGAGGUGAAAAAAGUGGUCAGAAAAUGUCUGGAGAAAGCCGCCUUGAUCAAUUACACUAGACUCACAGAAUAUGCCAAAAUAGAAGGCCCAGCAGAAAAGGAGACAGAGACCAUGAGCCAGGCCGCUCCUGCCAGGAAGCUGGAGGAAGUUCUUCACCUAGCAGAGCUCUGCAUAGAAGUCUUACAGCAAAAUGAAGAGCAUCAUGCAGAGGCAUUUGCCUGGUGGCCGGAUCUACUGGCGGAGCAUGCGGAGAAGUUCUGGGCUUUAUUCACAGUGGAUAUGGAUACUGCACUGGAGGCUCAGCCACAGGAUUCCUGGGAUAGUUUUCCUCUUUUCCAACUGCUUAAUAAUUUCCUCAGAAAUGACACACUUUUGUGUAAUGGAACGUUUCACAAACACUUGCAAGAAAUCUUUGUGCCCUUGGUUGUUCGCUACGUCGAUCUCAUGGAGUCCUCCAUCGCCCAGUCAAUUCACAGAGGUUUUGAGCAAGAGACAUGGCAGCCUGUCAACAAUGGCUCAGCAACAUCUGAAGACCUUUUUUGGAAACUCGAUGCACUUCAAAUGUUUGUCCUUGACCUACACUGGCCAGAACAAGAAUUUGCCCACCACUUAGAGCAAAGACUUAAACUAAUGGCCAGUGAUAUGAUAGAGGCCUGUGUCAAAAGAACAAGAGCUGCAUUUGAACUCAAGCUGCAAAAGGCAAACAAAACCACUGACUUGCGCAUUCCCGCUUCUGUGUGUACCAUGUUUAAUGUGUUAGUUGAUGCCAAAAAGCAAAGCACCAAACUCUGUGCCCUGGACGGAGGACAAGAGCAACAGUACCAUUCCAAAAUAGAUGAUUUGAUUGACAACACUGUAAAAGAAUUCCUUUCACUGCUAGUUUCAAAGUUUAUUUCAGUGUUGGAAGGGGUGUUGUCUAAGCUGUCGAGAUACGAUGAAGGCACUUUCUUUUCAUCCAUUCUGUCAUUCACUGUGAAAGCGGCUGCAAAAUAUGUUGAUGUUCCAAAACCAGGAAUGGAUCUGGCAGACACCUAUAUUAUGUUUGUUCGGCAGAAUCAGGAUAUUCUUCGAGAAAAGGUCAAUGAAGAAAUGUAUAUAGAAAAGUUGUUUGAUCAAUGGUACAGCAGUUCCAUGAAAGUCAUCUGUGUGUGGUUGGCGGACAGAUUAGACCUUCAGCUUCAUAUUUACCAACUGAAGACGCUCAUCAAGAUCGUGAAGAAAACCUAUAGGGACUUCCGAUUGCAGGGUGUGUUGGAAGGCACACUGAACAGUAAGACCUACGACACUGUGCACAGGCGGUUAACAGUGGAGGAGGCUACAGCCUCUGUUUCAGAAGGAGGCGGACUUCAGGGCAUUACCAUGAAGGACAGUGACGAAGAAGAGGAGGCCUGAGGGUGUGCGGCUUGUAGAAGAGAGCAGGUCCUUGACAUGGCUUUAUUUUGUACCUGGUCCUUGUAGUUACAGUGUUUGACCAAAUAAAAAUGCUUGUCUUUCACUCCACAUUUUCAAAAGUAAACCUGGAAGCAGAAAUAAAGGGGAAAAUGUCAAGUUUGCCAAGUUUUUUGUUUUGUUUUUAAGAAGAUCAGCCUUUUUUGUGUUGCUUGACCCAAUAUGAGCUUUGGCUCUGUUUGUGACUAGAACUAUUUUCUUAGUUGACUUUUUUUUUUCUGUAAUCACAUCAAAAUAGUGUCCUGUGUAUGAGGUGAGUAUAUCUCAUAAUACCACAUUGGGAGAAGUCACUUCUGUUCACUCUGCCAGCUCUGCUGUACCCGUGUUAAAGUGGUAUGCACAGUUUAUCAUUUAUGUGCAAGGUUUGUUUCAUAAUUAAUUUGUCAUUGUUGUGACGUCUGAGAAAACAUUAACCUUGGUUCUUAGUACUCUGAAUUGGCCUGCAGGUAUAUUCCUGGGCUUACAGGACUGCCAAAGCCAAAUAAAGGCUAGAUUACCCAAUGUCCUGUGUCUUGUUCCAUUCUGAACAUUUCUUUUUAAAAUGUAAAAAAAAUCCCAAAGUGUGGGUUAGUGAGUGUGCUGCCAUCAACAUACUUUAUUCUCCUACUUGUAAGAGCUUGCAGGCAAUAAAAACCCACUUAGUCAUAAGCACUUCUGUAUUUAUUAGACUUGUAUAGAUUAAAUGCAGUAAAAAAUGU
Messenger RNA from Myotis lucifugus (little brown bat), 4313 nucleotides. RefSeq names its product calcium dependent secretion activator 2 (gene CADPS2). Lineage: Eukaryota; Metazoa; Chordata; Mammalia; Chiroptera; Vespertilionidae. Gene Ontology annotation, cellular component: glutamatergic synapse. Gene Ontology annotation, biological process: positive regulation of exocytosis; synaptic vesicle exocytosis; dense core granule exocytosis. The record is from RefSeq and is a predicted model, not a curated record.